Megalops cyprinoides (Indo-Pacific tarpon) is the source of this 468-nucleotide messenger RNA. Its product is annotated as C-type lectin domain family 4 member M-like. The record is from RefSeq and is a predicted model, not a curated record. The transcript has 4 exons. Lineage: Eukaryota; Metazoa; Chordata; Actinopteri; Elopiformes; Megalopidae. The annotation marks the transcript as partial.
UUAGAGACCAAUAACACCAUCCUGAAAGCAGAGAGAGACCAGACAGAGAGUGAGAGAGACAGGCUCCAGAGGAGGGUGGAACUAACCUGUUCCCAAGGCUGGAGAGGGUUCAAAUCCAGCUUGUACUACAUCUCCACUGAUACAAAGAGCUGGAGUGACAGCCGACAAGACUGCAGAGAGAGAAGAGCUGACUUGGUGAUCAUUACCAGCAGAGAGGAACAGGAAUUCAUCAAUAGACUCAAGAAACAUGCCUGGAUCGGUCUGACUGACAGCAAUACAGAGGGAACCUGGAAGUGGGUGGACGGCACAACACUGACUACAGAGUACUGGAUGAGUGGAGAGCCUAAUAACUCUGGAGAUGAGGACUGUGUGGUAAACUACCCUGAAUAUGACCCCCAGAAACACUGGAAUGAUGUGAAGUGCUCUUAUGAGAAUAACUGGAUCUGUGAGAGACCUGGCUGUUACUAA